This is a messenger RNA of Anthostomella pinea, 942 nucleotides long. The record is from the annotation of a GenBank genome assembly. NCBI's taxonomy places the organism in Eukaryota, Fungi, Ascomycota, Sordariomycetes, Xylariales, Xylariaceae.
AUGGUCGACCUCACCGAACAGGAGCUCGGCGAUGUCUACGCCUUUGCCGUCCAACUGGGCAAAGACGCCGGCAAUAUGCUCAUGGACUUUGCCCGGGCAAGAUGGGGAGACAAGGGCGUCGGGGAACAAUCCUUUUCCGAGAAGGACAACGCGGUCGACAUAGUCACCAAGGCUGACGAAGAUGUGGAGGCUUUCAUCAAGAACUCCAUCGAGAAGAGAUAUCCCUCGCACAAGUUCCUCGGCGAAGAGACCUAUGCCAAAGGGGGGUCACGCGAGUACCUAAUCGGCAGUGAGCCGACAUGGUGUGUUGACCCCCUGGACGGCACAGUCAACUACACGCACCUGUUUCCCAUGUUCUGUGUCUCGAUCGGCUUCAUCCUGAAUGGCAAGGCCACGAUAGGCGUCAUCAAUGCCCCGUUCAUGAACCACUUCUUCUCGGCGUGCAAAGGCAAAGGGGCAUGGCUCAACGAGACCCAGCCACUGCCCCUGAUGCGGAACCCUGUGCCCCCUAUUCCCGCCCGCGCACCUGGAGGGUGCAUCCUCUCAUGCGAGUGGGGUAAGGACAGGCGGGACAUCCCAGAUGGGAACAUGCACCGAAAGGUUGAGAGUUUCAUGAACAUGGCCGCUGAGGUCGGCGGGCGGGACGGCAGGGGCGGCAUGGUCCACGGCGUCAGAAGCCUUGGGAGCGCGACGCUGGAUCUGGCCUAUGUCGCGAUGGGCUCCCUCGACAUCUGGUGGGAAGGUGGUUGCUGGGAAUGGGACGUUGCCGCCGGCAUAGCCAUCCUACAAGAAGCCGGCGGGCUUGUCACGACUGCUAAUCCGCCCGAAGAUCACCAAACAGCAGAUAUCGCGGAUGUUCGGUUAGGCAGCCGGUUGUAUCUUGCCAUCAGGUUUGUCACUGCUUCUGAUGAUACCCGGUCCUUUCUCUCCGAGUUGGCAUGA